UCCAUACUUACUGCGAUGUAGAUAAUUCCAAACAAGCUUUUAUUUCAUUUUUUUAUUGCAGUAAGUUAAAAAAUGAUCGCCGUAGCAAAGCUUUUACGCCAGAUCACACGACAUGCAUGCGAGAUUUGGCCUAACGUUAGCUACCACAGUGAUUGUAUGAGAGGAGGGGAGGGGAAGGGGGUUGUCAGGGCUCGUAUCAGCAGAGUUAGCUAGCUAACUAGAGUACGGAAGCAAAUGAUAGCCGUCUAGAUAUUAAUUAGUAAGGGUUCGUAUCUGGCGACAAAAAUGUGCAGUAUCAGCAUGGCAGACAAAAAUGGCAAGAAAGGGAAACCUGUAGGUGUUAAGAGAACAUUGACCAAGAGAGAACAAGAAGAUCUGAAGAAAAAGGAACAAGAAAAAGCAGCUGACGUUUUUGAAGAGUUUUUAGCAUCUUUUGACAGUAACGACAAAAGUGGGGUGAAAACGUUUGUUCGUGGGGGGAUCGUGAAUGCAACUAAAGAAGAGGAAGCAGCAGAGGUCAAAAAGAGCAAGCUUUACCGACCGAACACAAAGUUUACUUCAGUGUCCCAGAAUGUCUCACCAGCACACUCUUCGGAAGUCAGAAGGCCGAUUGUUAAAAAGAAGACAGAAGAGAAGAAGAAGAGCAACCUUGAACUUUUCAAAGAGGAGCUAAAGCAAAUACAGGAGGAACGUGAAGAAAGGCACAAAAAAAAGAAGAAUGAGCCUGGAGGAGGAUAUGGGGAAUUGGACAUACCACUAACACGACGAUCAAUAUUUGAUGAUGACUCAGCAACACCGAACACAACGAACCUGUACAUUGGCUGCAUUAACCCAAAGAUGAAUGAAGAAAUGCUUUGCAAAGAGUUUGGCAAGUAUGGUCCCCUGGCAAGCGUGAAGAUCAUGUGGCCCCGUAGUGACGAGGAACGUACCAGGGUCACAAACAGAGGCUUCGUGGCCUUUAUGACCAGGAAAGAUGCAGAGAGGGCCUUGGCUGCUCUAGACGGUAAAACAGUUUUGGGUUUUGAAAUGAAGCUGGGAUGGGGGAAAGCUGUUCGCAUCCCUCCCCAGCCUCUCUAUACACCCAUAGGGGUACUGAAAAUCUCCACACCCCCACCCCCCUCUGGCCUGCCCUUCAAUGCUCAGCCCCGAGACCGCUUCCGUAAUGACUUUACCAAGCCAUGGGGCAGGUCUAAGGAGGAGUUUGACAAGACUCUGUCCGAAGCCGUAGUCAAAGUGGUUAUCCCAACAGAAAGGAAUCUGUUGGGCCUCAUCCACAGGAUGAUAGAGUUUGUGGUGCGUGAGGGACCCAUGUUUGAAGCCAUCAUUAUGAGCAAAGAGAAGAACAACCCUGACUUCAGGUUCCUGUUUGACAACAAAAGCCAAGAUCAGGUGUACUACCGCUGGAAACUCUACUCCAUUCUCCAGGGCGAGCCCCCCAGUGAGUGGAGGACGGCAGACUUCCGGAUGUUCCGUGGGGGCUCCAUCUGGAGGCCGCCCCUCCUGAACCCCUACCUCCAUGGAGACGAGGAGGCGGGAGAGGAGGAACAGUCUCCCUCUCAGGAGGAGGAGCUGAAAAAGGGCCAGCUGAAGACCGAGCACAGAGAGAGACUGGAGACACUGCUGAGAGGGCUCACCCCUCGUAGGGAGGAUGUUGGUGAUGCCAUGCUGUUCUGUCUGGAGAGAGCCGAGGCAGCGGAGGAGGUGGUGGGGUGCAUCGCGGAGUCCCUGUCUCUCCUUCAGACACCACUGCAGAAAAAGAUUGCCAGACUGUACCUGGUAUCCGACAUCUUGUACAACUCCUGUGCCAAAGUUGCCAAUGCAUCUUAUUAUCGCAAAUAUUUUGAAGCAAAAUUGCCCCAGAUAUUUGGUGACAUUAGUGAUGCAUAUCGAAACAUACAAGCAAGACUACAAGCGGAACAAUUCAAGCAAAAGAUAAUGGGCUGUUUCAGGGUCUGGGAAGACUGGGCUGUCUACCCAGAGCCCUACCUGAUCCAGCUGCAGAAUAUCUUUCUGGGUCUUGUCAAGGCAGGAGAUGAAGUGAUCGAGAGGGUAGAGGUGGCGUCUCCAGACCUGGAUGGAGCCCCAUUGGACGGGGCACCGUUAGAUGGAGCUCCGCUGGACGACCUUGACGGCUCGCCCCUGGCCUGGGACCCUGCCUCCCUGGAUGGGGUGCCUGUUGACGACAUCGACGGAGUUCCCCUGGGCGCUCCCAUGGAUGACAUCGACGGAAUGCCUUUGGAUGAUCAGGCCCACUCCAAAGUGGCUCUGUCUAAAUGGGAGAGGGUGGACGAUGCUGAAGCUCUCCCACAAGCUAACACUGAAUCCAAAUGGGACAGUGUGGGAGAGCGAUAUUCUGGGGACAACACGAAUGUAAGUACUAACACUAAGGAAGGAGAUGGCAAAUCAGAGGGUGACAGCAGCGAUGAUGACAGCCCAUCUAAGUACGACAGUGCUGACUUCAAGAGCUCCCUCAGUAGUUUUGAGAUGUCUGAGAGCAAGAGGAGCCGGCUGAGAGAGCUGGAGGUGAAGGUGAUGCAGUUCCAGGAUGAGCUGGAGACUGGGAAGAGGCCCAGGAAGUCCGGAAUGAACAUGCAGAAACAGGUGGAGCACUACAGGAACAAGCUGCUACAGAAGGAGUUUGAUAAGGAUGACCAGGAGAAGAAAGAGCGAUCCACACCCAAGUCAAAAGACAGAUCAAAGAAAGAGGAGAGGAGAGACAAGACUGAGGAGAGCAGUAAAGGACGGGAGAAGGAGAAGAGCAAAAGGAGUCAAGACCGGGACAGGAGCAGGGACAGGGGACGCAGUAGAGACACAGAGGAACGGACACAGAAAUACAGAGGACAUUCUCCCUCAAAAACAAAGUCAAAGUCUCCGAAGAAGUCCAAGCGGUCCCGGUCGCCCUCGCCUGCCAGGAAGACGUGGAGGAGGUCUAGCUCCCGGUCACCACACCGCUCCCACAAAAAGACAAAGAAGAGCAAACACUGAUCCAGAGGCCUGGACUCCAUGCCGCUCUCCUUGACGCCGCAAGGGGACUCCCAUGGACUGUCCUGCUCUGCCAGUGAUUACCAUGACACGGCCCCACCACGCUCGUUUCCUCACAAUGCCUCUGAACUGUCAGCUGUUUGUUCCCCUCUGUACCGAUAUCCCGAUUGCGGCAGUCAAGAUUUGGCAAAUUUUUUUGUAAGAUGCCGUUUGAACAUUAUUUGUACAGUUGUUGUGCCGUUUGUUUUUAAACCCCAUUCAGAUUAUUGCGACUAGUCCCUGAGAUGUCACAAUAAAUCACUAUUGGCAUUGUGUCCAUUGUCCAAGGUGGGGAAUGAA
Molecule: messenger RNA, 3321 nt
Organism: Oncorhynchus gorbuscha (pink salmon)
Lineage: Eukaryota; Metazoa; Chordata; Actinopteri; Salmoniformes; Salmonidae
Product: U2 snRNP-associated SURP motif-containing protein-like
Exons: 24
Coding region: 286-2985 (899 amino acids)
Biological process (GO): RNA processing
Cellular component (GO): nucleus
Molecular function (GO): RNA binding
Source: RefSeq, a predicted model, not a curated record